This is a messenger RNA of Xiphophorus couchianus (Monterrey platyfish), 3576 nucleotides long. RefSeq names its product abhydrolase domain containing 17B, depalmitoylase (gene abhd17b). Gene Ontology annotation, biological process: regulation of postsynapse organization; protein depalmitoylation. The record is from RefSeq and is a predicted model, not a curated record. The transcript is spliced from 4 exons. Bases 581 to 1447 code for a protein of 288 amino acids. Gene Ontology annotation, molecular function: palmitoyl-(protein) hydrolase activity. NCBI's taxonomy places the organism in Eukaryota, Metazoa, Chordata, Actinopteri, Cyprinodontiformes, Poeciliidae. Gene Ontology annotation, cellular component: endosome membrane; plasma membrane.
ACAAAUGGUGGCCUGGCUUCAGCAAACUCCUCGCCAUUGGUCCUUGCAGCUGUCGCCCCGACGCCUCGCCCUCCUCACUAGCGAAGUGAUAACCAGAACGAAAGCAGAGAUGUUUCGGAGCCAAGUGUUACAGCUGUGAACUGUAUCGUUUCUGAUUUGUUUUCCGGAUUUUCAGACCCUUUGUUUUUUUUUUUUACCAAUGCCCUCGUUGAGGUUUGUCUACUUGGACAGCAUGAAUGAAGCAGCCUUGUUAUAAUUCUAGACCGUAUGCUGAGAGAAAAGCGAGGUGGAAGAAAGAAAGAAAGAAACAGUAGAAAAAAAAAGAAAAAGGCUGUUUGGACCCGGAGGACGAAGCCGCUUGCUUCCGGACUUGUUUAGGAUAUCUACACUCAACGUGACAUUGAUAACUGAUAGGAGAUAAAACCGAGGAUAAUCUGCGGCCGGGGAUAGCCCCGACAAUCUGCUGGCGUCGAAAAGAAGAUAAAUUAGUUUCCGUGGUGUGAAUAAAACACUACCCAGUGGCGACGCAGUCUCCUGGAAGAAAAAAGAAAGAAAAACAAAGAAAACCCCACGGUUCAGGAUGAACCAUCUAACCUUCAGUGAGCUAUGUUGCCUGUUCUGCUGUCCGCCGUGCCCCAGCAAGAUCGCCUCCAAGCUGGCCUUCCUCCCUCCAGAGCCCACCUACAGCCUCAUGUGCGACGAAAGCGGCGGCAGAUGGACGCUGCACCUCUCGGAGCGGGCUGACUGGCAGUACUCCGCACGAGAAAAGGACGCCAUCGAGUGUUUUAUGACGCGCACCUCCAGAGGGAACCGCAUUGCCUGCAUGUUUGUGCGCUGCUCACCCAACGCCCGCUACACUCUGUUGUUCUCCCACGGGAAUGCGGUGGACCUGGGCCAAAUGAGCAGUUUCUACAUUGGUCUGGGCUCAAGGAUCAACUGUAACGUCUUCUCCUACGACUACUCGGGUUACGGAGCCAGCUCUGGGAAACCUUCGGAGAAGAACCUGUAUGCAGAUGUGGAUGCUGCAUGGCAUGCACUGCGGUCACGGUACGGCAUCCGUCCCGAGAACGUGAUCAUCUACGGGCAGAGCAUUGGCACGGUUCCCUCUGUGGACCUCGCCUCUCGCUACGAGAGUGCCGCAGUCAUCCUCCACUCCCCGCUCACCUCUGGCAUGAGAGUGGCUUUCCCUGACACCAAGAAGACCUACUGUUUUGACGCCUUUCCAAACAUCGACAAGAUUUCCAAGGUAACGUCGCCAGUCCUCCUGAUCCAUGGUACCGAGGACGAGGUCAUCGACUUCUCCCACGGGCUGGCGCUGUACGAACGCUGCCAGCACCCAGUGGAGCCCCUCUGGGUGGAGGGCGCCGGACACAAUGACAUAGAGCUCUACGGACAGUACCUGGAGAGGCUCAAACAGUUUGUUGCACAUGAGCUGGUCAACUUAUAGAGCUGCUUGAAAUAAGAGAAGCAGGAAAGAAAGCUGCAGUUUUACAGACGGCCUGAGUUAUUGUUUCUGAAUUAUUAAACGGAGAAUCAGUGUCUGUCUGUCUUGAACUGACUUAGUGGCGACUCUCUUCACUUAGUCGAGACACUUCCCCUCUCUCCCCUCAUUUGGCUUUCUACAGGAUUACCCUGAUCCUUUUUUCCACUAGAAAUCUCACCUCCAUAUAAAUCCUUUUUUGCUUUUAGAUCUGCUUAUGUUGGACACUGCAGUUUGUGACUGUGAUAGAAGGGCAAACAAGACAUGUGCAAGGACAAUAUUGGAGUUAAUACAGUAAUUACAAAGUAAUGAAGUGUCAUAUUUUGUUCCUGCCUUAUAAGAGAAGGUUUGUGGUUCCUAAUGGAGACUUGCAUUCCAGGAAAUGGCCUUUCUACAGACUAAUUAGUCUAAAUCGACUGAACUCCAUAUUAUCCUACUCACUGCAUCUGAUUAUUGGUUCUCCUCUGAGGACCCAGUUUGUGUUUUAUUUUUUAUUUUUACAGAACAUGUUGGAUUUGCACAUAUUGUCACUUAAGAGUUGAACUAGAAAAACUAACACUUCACCCAUCUGUGCCAGUUUUGCCAAAUGUUUUAAUAUACUUCAGAACCCUGUGUAAAUAAUGAAGAGUGCAACUUGCCGUCAUCUCCGUGUCUCUGUAAAAUGUAAAUGGUACAGCUUGAUUAUAGAUCCUUUAAGUGAGAUGGUGAUCAGCACUGAAAGGUUUGGUUAAAUGCUUGAGAGUAGGUUCUUUCCAGCCACCUGAAAGGUUGUAACGUUUUAGUUUGAUUUGAAGCGUUGUUGAUUUAAGACACCCAUCAUCAUACUGCUGUUGAUGAUAGUUUUCACAUCACGCCGGGCACGUCUGUGGGCAAAAAUCUGACCUUUUGCUAAUAAUGAUUCGCCAGUAUAUAGAAAGACGAUUAUGAAUCCCAGUUUUGUGCAAUUUGUGCCUCUGGGUUUUAAUAUAUCAAAUAGAAAACAUUAGAACGAUAUGCCUACUUUAUGUAACUGGGUUAGAUUAUUGUAUCUUUUUUUCUUAAUACACACAGAAACGAAACUACUGUGACAGCUGCUGUCAGUUCUAGUCGACCACUAUUGCUGUUCAGGAUGAAUUAUGAUCACUGCUUGUCUUUUUAUGUUUUUCAGUUUAGGAAGUGGCUAAAAAUCUUACAAUGGGUUAUUUGGGGUGGAAGUAUUAUCUUCUUCCUCCAGUAUAUUUACACUGGACAAUUUUUACUCCACGCAUGGUUCUUGAGUCUCCACUGUACUGAGACAAUGAGCUAUUUCAAACGAUUAGCUCUGCAUCCAGGGACUCAGUCAUGGCCAAAAUGUUUUUGCUUUUGUGUCAAUUUUAUCUUUCUUCACCACAAUGUCUCUGAAAUCACCGUUUUUCUUUUGCCCUUCUGAGAGAGCCAAAAUAGAGCUCCGUCUGGCCGUCGAACCCUUAAAAUGAAAAUGUCAAAGUGCUGCUGUGUGCCAUGAACAGCGUUUACCUUUUUUGUUCUUUUUUGUUUUGUCUUUUUUUGGCAUGCAAGCAUUCAAUUGCAAAAGACAUUUCUUUUUCCUUCUGGUUAUUUUAAGUCUUUGGACACUUGAAUUAUUAUUUUUUAUCGCAGUUAACAAUAAGCCAAUCGGUGCUACUGUAAACCUUCAGGUCUGACCGGCUGCCUGCUAAACGAGCAGAAACAACUAGCUGUUUGUCAGAUUGACCAAGAUCCACGCCAGGAUUGGGGACCUCUUCUUUUUAUGCGCUCAUGUGUUAACACUUUUUUUUUUCUAUUGUAUUUUAUUUUGAUCUGUAAACAAUUUUUUUUUGCUUAUUUUUUUCCACUGUAAAAUGUUCAGAACGUAUAUUUACAGUUUUUCUUCUUUUUUUUUUUCCACAAAAUUGUUUGACUGGAUUUUGUCUUUCUUUUAAAACCCUUGAUAUGCCAAGGCUGUCACUCGGCAGCCUUUUAUACUCACCACUCUGAUGGGUGUAAUCUGAUUUGAUUUAGUUUGUAUAGGAUAUUUCAAUGCAAAGAAACUAUGUAUUAACAUUAAUAUACUAAUUCUAAUAUGGAUAGAGCAAAUAAAAUCGUAUGUGGAAUAAUGA